This is a messenger RNA of Rangifer tarandus platyrhynchus (Svalbard reindeer), 372 nucleotides long. Lineage: Eukaryota; Metazoa; Chordata; Mammalia; Artiodactyla; Cervidae. The record is from the annotation of a GenBank genome assembly.
AUGGGGUGCGGGGGAACGGGGCCGCGGGCGGGGCGACGGCAGCGGCGCCCGUCUGCAGGCUGCACCCACCCCCGCGCCCGCGGCACCUGCGCGCCCUCCCUACCCGCGGUUCUAUCUCCCCCCAAGCCCGGGUGCCGCCCGCGGCGCGGGGCUCUGCCUCCCCCGCCCGGGCGCCGGGCCCCCGCAGGCGGGCGGCGGCUGCUGCUGCCGCUGGAUUCCCAGCCCGGAUGCAGGGAGCGGGACGAGGUGGCGGAUGCUCAGCUCGCCGUGCAGCUCGAACGUUCUCAAGCUCCUCUCUUCUUUACUAACUUUACUGAACGUGUGUGUGCGCGCGCGCAGCCCUUGCAAAAAGUACCGUCGAGAAAUGACUAG